Neocloeon triangulifer is the source of this 2357-nucleotide messenger RNA. RefSeq lists its product as uncharacterized. The coding region runs from base 266 to 2167 and encodes 633 amino acids. The record is from RefSeq and is a predicted model, not a curated record. The transcript has 7 exons. NCBI's taxonomy places the organism in Eukaryota, Metazoa, Arthropoda, Insecta, Ephemeroptera, Baetidae.
GCGUCGUGACUCGAAUCUCGAAUGACUCUCAAUUAGAGUUGCAAGCACUGCACAUGGUUGAGUUUGUGUGCCGGAUUUGGAUUUUUGCCUACUUUUCGACCAAAUUUUAGCGCAACCCGGCCAGUGUUGAAACUUUAAGGUUCGCUUCCAUUUUUGGGCCCACAAUUUUGGUUUGGAGAGUGGAUGCUUUGGAUUUUUGCGCUUUUGAAUCUGUGAGGAAAUUUUUUACACGAGUUUGUAUGAAAAUAUCCUCAGAUCAAGAAAGAUGGACAAUAAUUUGGCAGCGAUGAGGCCAGGAGAUGUAGAAAUGAAUUUAAUCGUUGAUGAAAUCAAAGCAAAGAGGUUCACUGAAGCCAACAGGUCAAUGUCAUUACGAAAUCUGGCAAUGAAGUCCAUAGUUUUCAACCACGAAUAUUUCUUAAAACAAUGGCAACAAGAUUUCAAUCCGAUGAAUGUAUUGCCCAAUUCGAUCAUCCAAGAUUUCUUCAAAAAUGGCAGACAAUUCUUCGGCAAUGGGAGCAACCAACCAACCCCAAUCUGCAGGGAAUUUCUAUGGAUGUUCCUUAAUGAAAACUUAAUGGAGUUUGAUUUCAACGAGGAUACUUUGGUACCCCCAGAUUGGGAGCAGGGAUUUUUCUAUUACAUGAAGCGCCAUUGCUGUAAUUUGAAGAAAAUUGUCCGAGGCCAUGAAAAUUUCCGCGGACCAAUGGUAAUAAAGACGAAGGAGCUCCUCAGAUGGAGCAAGCUGACGUACAUGGGCUUCCGGAACUACACUUGCACCGAUGAGCAGCUCAAAAAAAUUCAAGAGAGCAUCCCUCAGCUUCAGUAUAAAUCAGGAAAGGCUUUUUUGUUUUGUUUUAAUAUUAUAUUGAUCUAUUUUAGGGGCAUGGAAAUUUCUGUCAAGGAAAAAUCCUUUACUGAAAAAGCUAUUGAGCCUUUUUCUAAAAUGCUGAGUCUGACACACCUUGAGCUACGUAUUGAGGGAUGCCGCAUUUCUUUGGAAACUGUUGUUCACUGUGUUGGAAAAAUUCCAAACCUCAAAACUUUUGCUCUUAUUGAAGAAAUACAAAAUUCAGGCAAUCGGUUCCUUGAAUUGUAUGCAGAGCAUUACCCAAACAAAAAACUCAUCCUCACUGCUUUGUGCAUCCACCUGCCAUUUAAAAUUGAGUGGCCUGCAAACAUUAUUGCUCAAAAACUGCAUAUAGAGACUAAGUCUGAUUGUCCGUCGAGUGUGGAAAAACUGAUCGCCAUGCCUUUCCCACCAUCGAAGCUUAUCGUGCAUGCAGUGCCAAACUUGGUCCACCCGAUUGUUGAAAAAUUUGGACCACAUUUAAGAGAAUUAACCAUCAAAGCUUUGGGAAGGGCUGAAUCUUAUCCGCCAGCCCCACUUGGAUUAUAUGCCAUUGAAAAAAGCCCAAAUUUGCAAGUGCUCACUUAUACUUCGACAGCUGAUGAAUUUGAGGAAGUUGAUAUUCCUUUUGCAAAAUUUAAGAAUUGGAAGAGAUACGAUGUCACUGACGACACAUAUCAUGCUGAAGGGAUGUACUUGGCUCAUAACUCGGAGGCGGAUAGAAUAUUUAAAAUGUUUCUUCUUGGUUCAGAAAAAUCUGAGCAAGUCCGCCUUCAUCUCAAGACACCAGGGCAAAUUAAUGUGCUUGAAGAAGUUUUGACGAUAAAACCAAACAGCCACGCCAUCAAAAAGUUGAUCGAGGUCAGCCUUGACCUUUACAGUGUAGACACAAUCAAGCCUGCACUGAAGAUUGUUGCGGGCUUAAUUUACCAUUGUCCAAGUUUUGAAUUGGUCAAAUUUCGCACUCUCAGUGAUAAAUAUGAACUUUCUGCGGAGGUGAUAUGCCGACGUAACUCUUGGUUCAAGCAUCUGACAACUGCAGUUGGAGUCAAGAUGUUGUGGAAAUAUUAUGACAUCCCGCAGAGGUUUGAUGAUUUUGAUGAAGAUUUUGGGGACGACAACAGUAGUGUGUGUUCAGGAAUUCAUUCAGAAAAUGAAGUUAUGAACACUGAUUACGAGGAAGAGGAAGAAGAAGAAGAAAAUGAAUUUGAUGAUAUUAGCGAUGACAGUGAUGCAUCGCGGGAUGAAGAAGAUGAUAUGGUUGAGGGAAAAGAAGAAGAUUUAUCAGAGCAGAAAAUUGAUUGCUUGGAUCUGUAGUUGCUGAAGCAAAAAUACCAGUCAAGCAGAUCUUCCACUUUUUUUUUUUUUUUUUUUGAAUUUUCAUAACAAUAUUUGGGAAGCGAUAAAAAUAUACUCAAGUUUGUAAAUUAAGUAUUUCAGUGGUUAUCUCAAAUGUUUCUUCAAAAUAAAACCAUUUAUAAUACUCAUCACAAAAUAAAAUUAGAAA